AUGUCUAAAGAUGUCAUGCCGAAUCCGGCGCAUGUUGGCGUUGAUACUUUGCUAUCUAGAAAAUUUGGCAAGGAGACGGUCAAUUAUUUUUCUAGUUCUCCUUUAAAUCGGGUAUCAUUCCUUCGGUCCGACAAUCUGUUCUUAUCAAAUGCCCUCAAACACCCCUCCACCAGGUUUCUACUAUUCAACGAGCUUGCGCCGCUAUCUCGAAAUCCUACGGAGCUACAUUACGCGUCAUUUCAGGAAGUUGAGUCAAUUAUACCUCUAAGUUUAUUCGAUAAGCCCGAAAAGGAGAUCAUUGAAAGCUAUGACUCGGACAAGGCGGUUCCUCUGGUCGUAUUUCUGGGAUUGAAUGAAUCCCAAACAGAAGGCGAAGGAUUUAUAUAUAGAACCUACAAGGGGGCUCCGUAUUUUGCCCUUGAUGUCACUCCUCGUGGGCUACUAGAGGAAUCGGCUAAGAAGAUAAUUGAGUCUAUGGAAUCGAAGGGUCUUACGUUUAUCAAAGCUAGAGCAAUUACUUCGUUGCCCUCGGAUGAUGCUGCCAUAUAUGCCCAAGCUAGACACACAAUAGAUUGGAAUGCCCGCAACGCCUUCUGUGGAGCGUGCGGGCAACCGACCAUUUCAACAAAUGCAGGCUCAAAGCGAGCCUGCCCUCCAACUGACCUUGGGUUAUCUGCAGAUAAAUCACGUCCUCCCUGUCAUACUCGCAACACAAUUUCAAACCUCUCCUUUCCACGGACAGACCCAACAGUCAUUGCAGCAAUAGUAUCUCAUGACGGGAAAAAGGUGCUACUUGGGCGCCAAAAGAGAUACCCACCAUGCUGGUACUCAACUUUAGCUGGUUUCAUUGAACCAGGCGAAUCCGUUGAAGAUGCUGUCCGCCGCGAAGUCUGGGAGGAGUCCGGAGUUAUAGUCUCUCGUGUUAUCAUACACAGUACCCAGCCAUGGCCAUAUCCGGCUAACCUUAUGAUUGGGGCCAUCGGCCAGACUGCGAAGCCCGAAGAUGAAGCCAUAUGUCUCAGCCAUGACCCUGAGCUGGAGGAGGCAAAAUGGUUUGAUAUUUCUGAAGUUCAGGAGGCUCUGAAAUCCGGGGUAUCUUCCCUAGGAGCGCCACCACCACCUGGGUAUAAGGAAGGCGGCCUGCGGUUAGCACCUAGCACCGCGAUUGCGUAUUUCCUCAUUGAAGCUGCUGCCAAUGCUGAGCUUCUGGGAAAUCAAUAUGUGCCUAGAAUGUAA
Molecule: messenger RNA, 1236 nt
Organism: Trichophyton rubrum CBS 118892
Lineage: Eukaryota; Fungi; Ascomycota; Eurotiomycetes; Onygenales; Arthrodermataceae
Exons: 3
Coding region: 1-1236 (411 amino acids)
Biological process (GO): NAD+ catabolic process; NADP+ catabolic process
Cellular component (GO): cytosol
Molecular function (GO): NADH pyrophosphatase activity
Source: RefSeq, a predicted model, not a curated record